GUGUCGGCUGGUCAACAUUUGCAUCUCAGUGGUGACCUUAAAGGAAAUGUCUCUAUUGCAGCCCAGCAAGGCAUGCAUUUCAGCCAACACAAUUCUCAAAAUGGCACAUCACAGACUCAAACUUCACAAAACAAUAACCAGCAUUCUCAGCACAGUCCCCUGUCAAAUUCUCAGCAUCAAAACUCGCCCAUGCAAAAUAAUAUGAAUGCACAACAUGGACAAAACACAAUGAACCACCAAGCAGGUCCGCAGGUAGGAAACGCGAUGGUGUCCGGAGGUCACACCAUGCCAGGUUCUCAGCUUAGCAGCCAGCAAAGUCCUUUGGGGUCAAAUAUACCUGGGGGAAUUCCGGGCUCAGCAGGUAUGCCUGGUUCUGGUAGUUUAGGGGGAGCAAACAAUAUGGGAAUACCCAAUUCCGGUAUGGGUCAGAAUAAUUUAGGAGGACCUAAUGGCGCCAUGGGAGGACCUGGGAGUAACAUUGGUGGACCUGGAGGUAUGCCAGGUAAUCUGGGAGGUAUGCAACAUCCAGGCAUGCAUGUUGGAGGGUUAACACCAAACCAUGGAGAUUCUUACUCAAUGUCACAAACCCAAACCAUCAACUUUACACAGCAAUCCCUUCGAAGAGCUGGAGGAGCUGGUGGAGUACCAAAUCCAAUGGGACCAACUGUCCCCAUGGGACCAGGCUCUAUGGGUGGCCAAGCAAAUAUGGGACCACGUUUGAUAAAUGCCCAAACUAUUGAGCAGCAGAAACUACUUCAUCAACAAAUGCUUCGGGUACAGCAACAAGCCGCAAUGCAGCAACAUAUGGUCAGACCACCACCUCCUGACUAUAAAACUAGCGCUGGAAUGAUGCAAGGUGUUCAACCGAGAUAUGGAAAUGGCCCUCCCACUGUAAGAAGGAUGCCACAUCAACCCAUGCCACCGUCUGGUCCAAUGAUUCGUUCAAAUAUGUAUAUGAUUCAACAACAACAGCAGCAGCAGCAGCAACAACAGCAGCAGCAACAGCAGCAUCAACAGCAGAUACCACAGAGGGCAGCUAUGUAUUCCAGACAGCAGGGACCAAUGGGCGGAAUAGAAUCUGUCCAGCACAAUGCUUCUGAAUGGAGGCAUUUACUCAUGACUCAACAGCAAAACGCUAAUUUCAGUCCUAUGAGACCUAACUUCCAGCAAGGAUUCAACAUGAACUCAGGCAAUAUGCAGCAGAUGUCUGCUUUACAACACCAGCAAAUACGAACACAGCAAGGUAUGGUUUCUGGUGGCAUGACCGGCGGUCAACAAGCCCUAAACCAAGGAAUGGGCCAGGGGCAGGUUAUGACCCAAGGCAACAGUCCCAUGGCACAAAUGAACAACAUGAAUCAUGCUGUGUUACAUAUGCAACAGCAGCAGCAACAGAGUUUACUACAACAGAAUUCGCAG
Messenger RNA from Anoplophora glabripennis (Asian longhorned beetle), 1416 nucleotides. Its product is annotated as neurogenic protein mastermind-like. NCBI's taxonomy places the organism in Eukaryota, Metazoa, Arthropoda, Insecta, Coleoptera, Cerambycidae. The annotation marks the transcript as partial. The record is from RefSeq and is a predicted model, not a curated record. The transcript has 4 exons.